AUGGACUUGGACUUGAAUGACUCCCAGGCUAUGGGCCCCUCUCCCAGCCUCCACAAGGGACAUCCCCAGUCCAGCACAAUACUAGAUGAUGUGAACCUACUGAUGGAUGUGGAUGGUCCCUUUGUUCCAAGAGAUGGGCUCACAGAGAAGACAGGAGCUGUGGUCAUUGACAUGGGCACAGGGACCUGCAAGUCUGGAUUUGCUGGGCAGGCAAAGCCCGUGUCUACUGUGGCCACUGUGCUCGGCCGCUUGCCGGAGAAGGCUUCAACAGCGAGCCAUCCUCCACUGCCAACCUUCAUUGGUGAGAGUGCUAGAGAGCACCCCGGACUCAGCCUGAUCCAACCUUUGAAGAAUGGCAUCAUUGUGGACUGGGACACAGUGGAGACCCUGUGGCACUACAUUUUCUAUAAUGACCUUGGAGUGGCCCCGGAGGACCAUGCCCUCCUUCUCUCUGACCCACCAUUCAGUCCCACCACCAACAGGGAAAAACUGGUGGAAGUGGUGUUUGAGUCCCUCCGUUCCCCAGGCAUGUAUGUGGCCUACCAGUCGGUGCUGUCCGUCUAUGCCCACGGGCUGGUCAGUGGCCUGGUGGUGGAUACAGGCCAUGGUGUGACUCACACGGUUCCGGUGUAUCAGGGCUAUAACCUACCCCAUGCCAGUGAGCGGAUGGAUCUAGCUGGGGCCCACCUGACAGCCUUUUUGGCAGAGAUGCUUCGGGGUGCCGGCUACCCCUUUGGCGAACGGGACACCUCCCUGGUAGAAAGCAUCAAACACCAAUGCUGCUAUGUAGCUGCUGACUUUGUUGCAGAACAGAACCAACCCACAAAGGCCAGCCGAGAGAACUUCCAGCUGCCCGAUGGGCAGAUCAUUAGCCUUGGCAAAGAGCGUUUCCAGUGCCCUGAGCUGCUCUUCAAACCCCCAGAGAUGCCAGGACUUGUACCAUUGGGAAUCCCUGACAUGGCCAAGGAAAGCCUGAGGAAGGUGCCUGACGAAGCUCGCGAAGACAUUUCCCACAAUGUUUUGCUGUGUGGUGGAUCUUCUCUCUUCCCAGGGCUAGAGCAGCGCUUCACCAAGGAGCUGCUUCAUGAGGCACCUCCCCAGACCUGCGUAGCUGUGUCUGCCCAGCCCCUGCGGAACUACUCCGUGUGGAUUGGAGGUUCCAUCCUUGCUUCUCUCCGGGCUUUUCAAUCCUGCUGGAUCCAACGAGCGCAGUAUGAAGAACAAGGACCAUACAUUGUCUAUCAGAAAUGUUAUUGA
Dromiciops gliroides (monito del monte) is the source of this 1257-nucleotide messenger RNA. It is a transcript of the gene ACTL9, whose product is annotated as actin like 9. The record is from RefSeq and is a predicted model, not a curated record. Lineage: Eukaryota; Metazoa; Chordata; Mammalia; Microbiotheria; Microbiotheriidae. Gene Ontology annotation, molecular function: protein kinase binding; nucleosomal DNA binding. Gene Ontology annotation, cellular component: membrane; axon; synapse. The coding region runs from base 1 to 1257 and encodes 418 amino acids. Gene Ontology annotation, biological process: axonogenesis; cell motility. The transcript has a single exon.